Erigeron canadensis is the source of this 3892-nucleotide messenger RNA. RefSeq lists its product as uncharacterized. The transcript is spliced from 19 exons. Lineage: Eukaryota; Viridiplantae; Streptophyta; Magnoliopsida; Asterales; Asteraceae. Gene Ontology annotation, molecular function: hydrolase activity, acting on ester bonds. Bases 264 to 3539 code for a protein of 1091 amino acids. The record is from RefSeq and is a predicted model, not a curated record.
CAAUUAAUUCAUUCACCCUUUUCCACUUUAUUACUUAUACAGUUAUAUACUUGACACACUCCAUUUCUAUUCUCAUACUCCGGCAGAAAAUCCAUCACCACCACCACACCUCACUUUCUCCGACCACAGCUCGUUUUCACAUAAAACCGGAUCACACAUUCUAUUUAUCUAUUCAUAUUUCGUUACUAUUAUCGACCGUUUGUGGAUCACAUCAAGGGAUGCAAGUUUGACGGAGGUUUUGUUGCCCAGUGUGGAUUGAAAAGAUGGAAGGCUUCAAGGCUAAAUUCAGAUUGGGAGCAAUUGUUAUUUUUUCGAUUGGAAUUGUUCUCAUUGCUAUAUAUGAGUUAUUGAAGCCGAUUUCAAAUGGCUGUAACAUGACAUACAUGUACCCGACCUACAUUCCAAUAUCAGCGACAGAAAGUUUGCCGUCUUCAAAGUACGGACUGUUUUUGUAUUAUGAAGGGUGGAAAAAGAUCGAUUAUAAUGAGCAUCUUAAACAACUUAAUGGGGUUCCUGUUCUUUUUAUCCCCGGCAAUGGAGGUAGUUACAAGCAGGUCAGAUCCUUGGCAGCAGAAUCUGAUAGAGCUUAUCAAGGUGGCCCACCAGAGCCUAUGUUGUACCAAGAAGCUUCCUUAAUGUUUGAAGGGGGAGUGGAGAUGGAUGAAACUGAUAUUCCUGUAUUCAAGCAAUAUACUCGCAGGCUUGACUGGUUUGCGGUGGACCUUGAAGGUGAACAUUCUGCAAUGGAUGGUCAGAUACUUGAAGAGCACACAGAAUAUGUAGUCUAUGCCAUUCACAGGAUCUUGGAUCAGUAUAGAGAAGCUCGAGAUGCCAGAGAAAAAGAAGGUGCUGUUGAAUCUGGUAGUCUGCCUAAUACUGUCAUGUUGGUUGGCCACUCUAUGGGUGGUUUUGUUGCCAGAGCUGCAGUUGUGCACCCUGCCUUGAGGAAGUCGGCUGUUGAAACUGUUCUAACACUAUCAACUCCGCAUCAGUCACCUCCCGUGGCAUUGCAGCCAUCACUUGGUCACUAUUACGAGUACAUAAAUCAAGAAUGGAGAAAGGGUUAUGAGGUCCGAACUUCUAAAACAGGAACGCAUUCAUCCAGUCCUCAGUUAUCUCGGGUGAUUGUCGUCUCCAUUUCUGGCGGUGGUAACGAUUACCAGGUAAGGUCAAAGCUAGAAUCUCUUGAUGGUAUUGUCCCAUUUACCCAUGGGUUUAUGAUUAGUAGCAUGGGGAUGAAGAAUGUAUGGCUAUCAAUGGAGCACCAGGUUAUCUUAUGGUGUAAUCAACUCGUUGUACAAGUUUCACACACGCUGCUUAGUUUGGUAGACCAUGAAGCUGGUCAUUGGAUUUCUGGCCCAAGGAAAAGACUAGCAAUACUUACGAAAAUGCUUCAUAGUGGUAUGCCAGGAAGUUUGUCAAGACCAUUGAAUUUAUUUCAGCAGUCAGCAUAUCUUCCUUUGCAGAAAGAGAGAAAAGUUAGCGGGUCCCAAACGAAAACAUUUACUGCAUGUCCAAGUAGAAUACAUUGGAGUGAUGCAGGACUUGAAAAAGAUCUUUACAUCAAGACACCAACGGUAACUAUUUUGGCAAUGGAUGGCAGAAGACGUUGGUUGGACAUAAAAGAAUUGGGGUCAAAUGGAAGAGAUAACUUUGUUCUUGUGACAAAUCUUCUUCCUUGUUAUGGGAUUAGACUUCAUCUUUGGCCUGAAAAAGGAACUUCUGCGUCAGUUUUGCCUCGUAGCAAAAGGGUUGUAGAAGUGACAUCAAAGAUUGCCCAGAUUCCUUCAGGACCGGCUCCAAGGCAGAUUGAACCAGGAAGUCAGACAGAACAACCACCGCCAUCAGCUGUAUUUUGGUUGGACCCAAAGGAUAUGCAUGGUUUCAGAUUUUUGACAAUCUCAGUUGCACCUAGCCCAACUGUUUCAGGAAGACCUCCACCUGCAGCUUCAAUGGCAGUUGGGCAGUUCUUCAACCCGGAGGAAGGGAGUAAAGAGUUUUCUCCUCAAUCGUUGCUUCUCUCUGUGUAUUCUUGGAAGGAUAUUUUCAUCAAGGAGGAUCAUCCUAUUGCAUUGAAUAUUACAUUCAGUAUCAGUUUAGGGCUUCUGCCUGCUACAGUGUCAGUGGAAACUACAGGCUGUGGGAUUAAGAAGUCUGGACUUUCUGUUGAAGAGGCUGGAGAUAUGGAUAGUGGCAGACUUUGCAAGCUUCGCUGCUUUCCGCCAGUAGCCCUUGCAUGGGAAGCUACAUCUGGUCUUCACAUAUUUCCUAAUCUUUACUCUCGUACAAUCGAAGUGGACUCAUCACCUGCACUCUGGAGCUCAACUCAGGGACCCGAGCAGACCAACAUUCUGUUACUGGUAGAUCCGCAUUGUUCCUAUAAAACUAGUGCUUCAGUUUCUUUAAUUGCCGCUGCCCGUCGAUUUAUGCUUUUAUAUGCCUCCCAGAUUAUUGGUUUCUCCUUUGCUGUAGUCUUCUUUGGACUGAUGAGACAAGCAAAUGCAUGGGAGCUUGAUCUGCCUGUUCCCUCAUUGCUGUCUGCAGUAGAAUUAAAUUUGAGAAUGCCACUUCCAUUCCUUCUCCUUGCUAUUGCUCCCACUCUCAUCGCUUUGUUUAUUUCAUCGUUUAGCCUAAAACCAUUUCCUUCGGUUGGUGGCUUCUUUGUAGUCUCAAUGAUUUGCUAUCUAAUAGCGAAUGGGACCAUAAUCAUUUUGACAUUGACCACUCAGAUACUCUCUUACAUGAUUGCAAAAGUACAUGUUUUCUUUAAGACCAGGUGGAGAUGGUGGAUACUUGAUCUUACCACAAGAUUUUUCUCAUUAAAGGCCAUGAGGGUCAUAAAUGCCAAUCCAUCAUUGGCUUUGUCGCUGCUUGCUAUUGCCUUGGUCUGCUUUGUCCAUCCAGCUUUAGGUCUCCUUAUUCUGAUAUUCUCUCAUGUACUAUGCUGUCACCAUGCGUUGUGCAGCUUUUUUACAGCAUCCAGCAAGGCUUGUAAUGAAGAUUUAUUUGGUUUUGGAAAUGUGGAGAAGUCGUCCAAUAAUGAAUCGGAGGAAGGUUUAGGUAUGGACGAGAACAGCUCCAGCACCCCAGAUUCUGCAAGAAGCUAUGGUGACACACAAUUAGAGAUAUUCCAUCACCGACAGGGCUUGCUAAUUCUGCAUCUUCUUUGUCUACUGAUGUUUCUUCCUUCGCUUGUUGCUUGGUUAGAGAGGCUUAGCAUGGGUCACAGCUUCCCUUGGUUCUUGGAUUCCAUGCUCUGCAUGGGUAUCAUCCUCCACGGUAUUUGUGACACAAAACCGGAGUUUAAUGUCUUCUUUCAGAUACCCGGAAUAAGAGGGAAUGAAAUAAGACAAGGGCUUGUGUACCUCCUUUCUGGGUACUGUUGCUACCUUUCGGGUUUAGACUUGGCCCCUUAUAAAGCUUUCUAUGCCAUAGCUGCCGUAGGAGUCAUCUCAUUUGUUUUCAGAAUCAUGGAAAGAAAAAAUCGGAGGGGUGGAGAGGCGUAUUAUAGCAGUAGAAAGCAUUCUCAUAGACACUAAAAAAGGUAUUUUAUAUUAGCAUCGAUAAUUCUGUUGUUCAUUGUACAAUGUACGUAUAAAAAGGGUAAAUGGGUGGGAACCCUCUGGUCCCAUGUACCAUUUUGGUACUCAGAGCGCACACCGCAUAGAACUCAUGCCCGGUAAGUCACCAAUAUACAAUGUACGUAUAAUAUCAUUAAUAGUGAGAUGUAUAAUGGGUGUGAAUGACCACGUUGCCAUGGUCCCAGAAUUUUGAAGAGCAAUAGAUUUUGGAUCUUUGUUAGAAAGGAAAACCAUAUGUAAGAUGUGCUUGUUGCACUUUGAGUUGGAGGUUGUGAUUUUAAUCCAUCUACUUAUGAAAGGAUUGUUUUUCA